GUAUUGAGCAGAUGAAAUACCGGAUAACAGAAUCUCCCUCUUCGAAGGUGCUAUCAUGGAGGUCUCCGGCCACUUCUCAGGCGUUUCUUCCCGCCAUUUCCCGGCUUCUUCCUCACUCCAAAUCCCAAAAUUUCCUCUCCGCAGCUCACUAUUCCCCAGGAGGUCCUGCUCGCCGCAAUCACUCUCGUUCUCCGCCGGAAACUCAUUUGCGAGAGAGGUGUGGGGAGUGAUAAAUUCCAGAAGCUGCGCUGUUCAGAGUAGGGAAAUGCGCGGCGUUGUGAGAGCGGAGAUGUUUGGGCAGCUCACGAGCGGCUUAGAAUCCGCUUGGAACAAGCUCAAGGGAGAAGAGGUCUUAACCAAGGAAAAUAUUGUGGAACCAAUGAGAGACAUUAGGAGAGCUCUUCUGGAAGCAGAUGUCAGUCUUCCUGUUGUAAGAAGAUUUAUUCAGGAUGUUAGCGACCAAGCUGUUGGUACUGCAUUGAUCCGUGGAGUAAGACCAGAUCAGCAAUUAGUGAAGAUAGUUAGUGAUGAGCUAGUAAAACUAAUGGGAGGAGAAGUUUCGGAGCUGGUCUUUUCAAAAACUAAACCAAGUGUCAUAUUGUUGGCCGGGUUGCAAGGAGUUGGAAAGACUACUGUCAGCGCAAAACUAGCGUUGUAUCUGAAAAAGCUGGGGAAGAGUUGCAUGCUAAUUGCUGGGGAUGUUUACAGACCUGCUGCUAUCGACCAGCUGGUUAUUCUGGGCGAACGGGUCGGAGUUCCAGUUUAUGCUGCUGGAACAGACGUUAAACCUGCAGAAAUAGCAAGGCAAGGUUUGGCAGAGGCCAGGAAGAAGAAUGUAGAUGUAGUUAUAAUGGAUACUGCUGGAAGACUUCAGAUAGAUACAGCUAUGAUGGGUGAACUGAAAGAUGUAAAAAAAGUACUAAAUCCCACUGAGGUUUUGCUUGUUGUGGAUGCAAUGACUGGGCAAGAGGCUGCUGCAUUGGUUACAACGUUCAAUGUUGAAAUCGGAAUUACUGGUGCCAUUUUGACAAAGCUAGAUGGAGACUCUAGAGGCGGAGCAGCCUUGAGUGUAAAAGAGGUAUCGGGGAAGCCAAUCAAGCUCGUAGGAAGGGGGGAGCGUAUGGAAGACCUUGAACCUUUCUAUCCAGAUCGCAUGGCAGGACGUAUCUUAGGAAUGGGUGAUGUUUUAUCUUUUGUGGAGAAAGCCAAAGAAGUUAUGCAACAAGAAGAGGCGGAAGACUUGCAGAAGAAGAUAAUGAGUGCAAAAUUUGAUUUCAACGACUUCCUGAAGCAAACUCGUGCAGUCGCACAGAUGGGCUCAAUGUCUCGUGUUAUUGGAAUGAUUCCAGGCAUGGGAAAGGUUAGUCCUGCACAAAUUCGAGAGGCAGAGAAGAAUGUGCAAUUAAUGGAGUCUAUGAUUGAAGUAAUGACCCCAGAGGAAAGGGAAAAACCAGAACUAUUGGCAGAAUCGCCUGAAAGGAGGAAGCGAAUCGCUCGAGAAUCUGGGAAAACAGAGCAACAGGUGAGUCAACUUAUUGCUCAAAUUUUCCAAAUGCGCGCACGAAUGAAGAAGUUGAUGGGUAUUAUGGAAGGUGGGUCACUUCCUACAAUGAGCAAUCUUGAAGAGGCCAUGAGGGAAGAAGAACAGAAGGCUCCCCCUGGUACCGGAAGGCGAAAGAAAAAAGCAGAAUCAAGGAAGCAAUUUGCAGACUCGGGUGCACGGCCUAGUCCUCGCGGUUUUGGGGCUAAGAACUAAACAACUCUUCGUUUUAAAUUCAAUCAUUCAUCCACAAAGUCCGCUACCAGCCUACUAUUAGUCGAAAAUUCUGCUUUCAUUAAUGAAUUUUAUAUGCAUGAAAGUAGGUAGGAUCAUUGCAAAUUUGGGAUAGAUUGACUUGUGUAAACUAGUAACUUUUACUAAUACUUAUAAUAUAAAUCUGGGGUAGCUUAA
Messenger RNA from Salvia splendens (bonfire salvia), 1951 nucleotides. Its product is annotated as signal recognition particle 54 kDa protein, chloroplastic. The record is from RefSeq and is a predicted model, not a curated record. Gene Ontology annotation, biological process: SRP-dependent cotranslational protein targeting to membrane. Gene Ontology annotation, molecular function: ATP hydrolysis activity; GTPase activity; GTP binding. Bases 56 to 1756 code for a protein of 566 amino acids. The transcript has 15 exons. Gene Ontology annotation, cellular component: signal recognition particle. NCBI's taxonomy places the organism in Eukaryota, Viridiplantae, Streptophyta, Magnoliopsida, Lamiales, Lamiaceae.